AUGACAAUCAAGAUCAUUCUGGGCUCCCAAUGGGGAGAUGAGGGUAAAGGAAAGCUGACCGAUAUCCUCUGCCCCGAGGCGCAACUUUGCGCCCGUGCUGCUGGUGGUCACAACGCUGGUCACUCCAUUGUCGCCAAUGGAGUUUCUUAUAGCUUCCACUUGCUUCCCUCUGGUUUCGUCAACCCGAAAUGCAUGAACUUCAUCGGAUCGGGAGUCGUCUUUCACGUUCCCAGCUUCUUCAAGGAGCUCAAGGAGCUCGAAGAGAAGGGCCUCCCCUCGGUCCAAGACCGUAUUCUUGUCUCCGACCGUGUACAGAUUGACUUGGACUUGCACAUUGCAGUCGAUGGACUUGAGGAGGAGGAGCUCGGAGCAAAGAGUGUAGGCACCACCCGAAGGGGACUCGGACCCAGCUUUGCUGGUCUGCAGAGAGCAGUUACUAACACUGUCGUGAAAAAAAGGGGUAUUGGCCCGGCUUAUUCCACCAAAGCUGCUCGAUCUGGAAUCAGAUUGUCCGAAGUUUUCAAUGCCGAAUUGUUCGAGUCCAAGCUCCGACGGUUGGCUGAUGGCUACCGAAAGCGCUAUGGUGACUUGCUGAAGUACUCGGUUGAGGACGAGCUUGCACGAUUCAACGAAUACCGCCCGCUUCUCGCAAAGUUCGCUGUUGACGGCGUCUCGUUCAUGCGAUCAGCUCAAGAAAGCGGUACCAAUAUCAUCGUCGAAGGUGCUAAUGCACUGAUGCUUGACAUUGAAUAUGGCUCAUACCCAUAUGUAACCUCGUCUAAUACGACACUGGCUGGCAUCAUUGGCGGUCUUACCUUGAACCCGAAGAACAUCACUGAGACAAUCGGAGUUGUGAAGGCUUACACAACUCGUGUCGGACACGGAGCGUUCAAGACGGAAGAUCUCGGAGAGGUACUUCGACUGGUCGAAGACGCAGAUGUGGAUGACCUUGUUGUUGUCAAGUACAGCACUUCCAUCAAUUACUACACAGCUUUGAAUCUCACAAAGCUCGAUGUCUUGGACACCUUCGAGACGAUCAAGAUUGCCGUCGGGUACAAGGUUGACGGUCAGGAACUGGACUCUUACCCUGCGGAUCUCGACAUUCUAGACCGAGCCGAGGUCAUCUACCACGAAAUGCCGGGAUGGCAAAAGCCGACGACGAAUGCCAAGUCCUACUACGACCUUCCCAAGCAAGCCAGAGAGUACAUUGAGUUCAUUGAGAACUUUGUCGGAGUCAAGAUCAAGUGGAUUGGCACCGGUCCCGACCGUGAGGCCAUGAUCAAGCGCGCUUAA
Messenger RNA from Pestalotiopsis fici W106-1, 1293 nucleotides. Its product is annotated as Adenylosuccinate synthetase. Bases 1 to 1293 code for a protein of 430 amino acids. Gene Ontology annotation, biological process: 'de novo' AMP biosynthetic process; IMP metabolic process. The record is from RefSeq and is a predicted model, not a curated record. Gene Ontology annotation, molecular function: adenylosuccinate synthase activity; GTP binding. Gene Ontology annotation, cellular component: cytoplasm. The transcript is spliced from 19 exons. Lineage: Eukaryota; Fungi; Ascomycota; Sordariomycetes; Amphisphaeriales; Sporocadaceae.